Messenger RNA from Venustampulla echinocandica, 1548 nucleotides. RefSeq lists its product as uncharacterized. Gene Ontology annotation, molecular function: oxidoreductase activity. Lineage: Eukaryota; Fungi; Ascomycota; Leotiomycetes; Helotiales; Pleuroascaceae. The record is from RefSeq and is a predicted model, not a curated record. The coding region runs from base 1 to 1548 and encodes 515 amino acids. Gene Ontology annotation, cellular component: cytoplasm. The transcript has 3 exons.
AUGACUGGUGCAGACGCAUACGGUCAGGCCAGUUUGCCCACAGCGAACCCUACUAAGUCGUUCUGGCAUCGUGACCCUUCCAAAGUCCUCUUCGGACACCGAACUACUCCAUCAUUGCCCACUGAGGCCGAUGUGGUCGUUAUUGGAAGCGGCAUCGCUGGUGCAUCGGCUGCCCACUUCCUCCGUGCGGAUUUUCGAGGCAAGGAUCUCGAUAUCGUGAUGCUGGAGGCUAGGGAAGCGUGUUGGGGUGCCACCGGCCGAAAUGGAGGCCACUGUCAACCUGCCAUAUAUGCGUCUCCUCCUGAAAUUGGCGCCUUUGAACUAUACAAUUAUCAAGCUCUCGAGUCGUUGGUUGAUGAGCAUAGCAUACCUUGUGAAUGGAGAUCUGUUUCUGGAUGCCAUGCCUACAUGGACGAAUCCCUAUUUGCCGUGGGAUUAAACCGAGUAGAAGAGCUCCAGAAAACAAACCCUGAGCUAGCAAAGCUCGUGAAAGUUAUCACAAAGGGAUCCACGCACCCGUCGUUAGCUGAUCUUCGAGUUCCUACCGCGGUUGGUGCGAUUUUGCAAACCAAUGCUGCCUCGCUCUCCCCUUAUAAACUGUUUUCCUGGAUUCUAGAGAACCUCCUAUCAUUUAACGGUUCAUAUGGAGAGCCGAUGUUCAACCUCCAAACCAACACACCGGUCACUCAUGUUCAGAAGGUUGCCGAUGAAUCUUGGAUAGUUCAUACCGACCGGGGCAUGAUAGCUACGAAGCGUGUGCUUCUAACCACCAAUGCAUAUACCUCACAUUUACUGCCCAAAUUCAGUGAUCUCAUCGUCCCGGUGCAAGGAGAAAUGAGCGCACUCCUCCCGCCUGCGUCCAUGGUCCCUGAAAUGGAAAUACAUCAGCGGCUACAGCAUACAUAUGCAUUCAUCGGCCAUGGGAGUCAAAACAUCAACCAAGAUGACUACCUCGUUCAACGGCCGUUUUCAUUAUCGUCGUCUGCAAGCCGAGGCAAAAAUGGUGGCGAGUUGAUGUUUGGAGGGGGACGCAGAUGUGCCAAAAAUGCCGGGCUGGGGGUGUCGAAUGAUUCCUUCAUCGACCCUUCCGCUGCCGCCUAUCUGCGUCGAGAGCUUAAUGUAGUUCUCGAUCUGAAUAAUAAAGAUGAGGAGCUUGAAGCUACGUAUGAAUGGAGUGGGAUCAUGGGAUUCAGUCGAGAUGGCUGUCCAUGGGUGGGUGAACUGAGUGAUGAGCUGGGAGUUGGUGGAGGUAAGGGACUCUGGAUCUGUGCUGGAUUUACAGGACAUGGCAUGCCGAAUGCACAUCUUUGUGCCAAAGCGAUUGUUGAGCUAAUGAUGGGGACACAAGAGCAAGAUGUUGAGCUGCCAGAGGUGUACAGGCCACCUCUUUCAACAUAUCAAGAUGGCGAUGAAGUCGAGCAGGGAAUCGAUCAGGGAGUCGAUUCUGGCUCCAUAGUCGGCCUUUCGGAAGCGAUUUUGGAUCCCUUGUCAGCAAGAGCCGCACGAAAUGACGACCGAGCUUUCGUGGUAUAUGAACGCAUUGCCUAA